Molecule: messenger RNA, 1278 nt
Organism: Lolium perenne
Lineage: Eukaryota; Viridiplantae; Streptophyta; Magnoliopsida; Poales; Poaceae
Source: RefSeq, a predicted model, not a curated record
AUGGACCAUACGGGGCCGCUACCGGCCGACGUGCUGGCCAACAUCCUCAGCCGCCUCGAGCCCCGCUGGCUCGCCGUCUCGCGCUGCGUCCGCAAGGCGUGGCGCGCCGCCGUCGACGACCACCGCCUGCUGCACGUGGACCUCCUCCCGCUCUCCAUGCCUGGCAUCUUCUUCGUCGCCCACGAUGCAGAGUUCCCGCCGUACCUCUCACGCCCGCCGCACCAGCCUGUCGGCGCCGACUUCCGCUACCUGCGGGAACUCGGCUACACCGUGACUUUCGUCAUCUCCGACCACUGCAACGGCCUCCUCCUCGUCGAUGAGGACCUCAUGGUCAACCCCGCGACGCGGCGCUGCGAGAGGCUGCCCUACACCCCGGACCCGCCGCCAUGCACGCGGCACAAGAUCUCCCACCGAUGCAACCUGAAAGAGUACAUCGCGUUCGACCCCGCCAUCUCGCCGCACUACGAGGUGUUUCUAAUCCACAAGAGUGGUCCAAAGGAUCACAGAGAAGCAGAAUGGCCUCCUUCGUCGUACGCUAUGCGUGUCUUCUCGUCGAGCACACGGCGGUGGGAGGACAGGACAUUCAUUCGGGAGGGAGGUGCCGCAGGUGCCACUGCCGACAUGGUAUCCGAUGGACAACUUCGGUGGUAUUAUAGCGCAUACUGGCGAGGAGCCCUCUACGUGCGACAACAUGAUUUUGUCAUGAGAAUUGCUUCAUCAAGCAAUACAUACCGAGUAACCAAGCUUCCAAGGUGUACUUUCUCCUUGGAGACAGAUACAAUAAGUGACUUUUCGGACUACCGUCUAGGGAAAUCGAAGAAAGGGGUGUACUGCGCAAUGGUCGUUUCUCGCUUCAAUCUUUUGAUUUGGUUCCUCGACGAAUCACGUGGCAAGAUGGAGUGGAUAUUGAGGAAGGAGGUCAACCUUGAACCCCUGCUAGCAAAUUUGCCUAUGAAAAAGAUCGAUGGACCCUGGAGGCAGAAUGUACAUAGCAAGAUCAACGAAGCACCAAGGGAAGAGGAACUUGAAUGGGACUCGGAUGAUGAUAACGUUAGUGAGACCCAAGAAGGGACUAAGGACCCACAUCCGCCCGGUGGUGUUUCUAUACUUGGUUUUCAUCCUACCAAAGAGAUCGUCUUCUUGCUUAGGUUAUGCAGUUAUCGAGUAUUAGCUUAUCAUGUGAAUAGCUCUAAGAUAGAAGACCUGGGCCGAGUAAGAGUGCAGUAUGACAUAAUCUCCUCUUUUCCAUUUACCCCUUGUCUGAUGGGGGACUUGUGA